ACCGUCAACUCCGGUCGAAUCUCUCAUUCAUGUUUUGUUAUGUCUCUCACAAAGCUUUGGUCCCUCUGAAGGUUUUCAUGUGUUUUUCCACCUUGUUAUUCUUCAUUCUUGCCAUGGUGGACAGAAACGGAUCUUAUAGAUUCUCCUCACUUUCUGCUGAACUCUGCACCUGUUCUUAAUUGGCACCAGGAGAAACGUUAGCCUAGCUAAUUAGCACCUACUUCGAUAACUCAGAUAACUACAAAAAAACACCUUAAAGUUGUGUCCAAAAUUUGUAUUUUAUCAAGGAAAUAAUGCAAAGCAACAUUAAAGAGACGCUUGUUAAAAAGUGUGCGCAUUUUCUGACGUGGAAACAAAACCAUCGAGCCGACAGUUAACAGUUUGACAGAUUUGAAUAGAUGUGCUGUCACCCUGCACUCUGUGCCGAUUCAGAGCGCUGCCUGUCAAGCACUGAGCAGCAAAGCGGACGGACCGAGGAAGAGAGAGAUACACGUUACCCUCCACGCCCAGAGAUCACCAGCCUCCUCACCGCAUCUCUCAGUUUCAGGUUUCACUGCUGAUUCUAAGGUCCCACCAUGGCUAGCGCACAGAUCUCCCCGGAGGAGCUGGAGGACUUCAGAGAAGCUUUCUCCAAGAUUGAUGUGAACAACCACGGAUACAUCAGCAAAGAUGAUCUCAACGACCUCUUCAAAGCCACCAACUUGGCUCUGCCGGGAUACAGGGUCCGGGAGAUCGUCCAGGAGCUGACCUUGACCAACGACCAGCUCAGCUUUGAUGACUUCACUCAGAUUGUUCAGGGGCUGAAGAGCACAGAGGUAGCCAAGACCUUCAGGAAAGCGAUCAAUAAGAAGGAGGGAAUCUGUAACGUGGCGGGAACUUCAGAGCAGUCCGGGACUCAGCACUCGUACUCCGAGGAGGAGAAGGUGGCCUUUGUGAACUGGAUCAAUAAAGCUCUGGAGAAAGAUGCAGACUGUAAACACGUUCUUCCCAUGGACCCUGACAACAAUGACCUGUUCACCGCUAUGGGAGAUGGAAUCGUCCUCUGUAAAAUGAUCAACCUUUCCGUCCCUGACACCAUUGACGAGAGAACCAUCAACAAGAAAAAGCUCACACCCUUCACCAUCCAGGAGAACCUGAACUUGGCUCUGAACUCUGCGUCGGCCAUCGGCUGCCACGUGGUGAACAUCGGAGCUGAGGACCUGAAGGAGGGCAGGCAGCACCUGGUCCUGGGUCUGCUGUGGCAGGUCAUCAAGAUCGGACUGUUUGCCGACAUCGAGCUCAGCAGGAAUGAAGCUCUGAUUGCUCUGCUGCGUGACGGAGAAAGUCUGGAGGAUCUGAUGAAACUUUCCCCCGAGGAGCUGCUGCUGCGUUGGGCCAAUUAUCACCUGGAGGAAUCCGGCUGCGGCAAGAUCAACAACUUCAGCUCCGACAUCAAGGACUCCAAAGCAUACUACAACAUCCUGAACCAGGUGUCACCCAAAGGAGAUGAAGAGGGAAUUCCCCCCAUCGCCAUCGACAUGUCGGGAAUCAGGGAGAAAGAGGACCUGAAGAGGGCGGAGUGCAUGCUGGACCAGGCCGACCGGCUCGGUUGCAGGCAGUUCGUCAUGCCGGCUGAUGUUGUCCGCGGCAACCCAAAGCUCAACUUGGCUUUUGUUGCCAAUCUGUUCAACAAGUAUCCGGCUCUGAAGAAACCGGAGAACCAGGACAUCGACUGGAGCUCAAUUGAAGGGGAAACCAGGGAGGAGAGGACCUUCAGGAACUGGAUGAACUCGCUGGGUGUCAACCCCCGUGUUAACCACCUUUACGCAGACAUUGACGACGCCCUGGUGAUCUUCCAGCUGUACGAGAAGAUCAAAGUACCCGUAGACUGGGACAGAGUCAACAAGCCCCCAUACUCUAAACUCGGUAGCAACAUGAAGAAGCUGGAGAACUGUAACUAUGCAGUGGAGUUGGGCAAAAAAGAGGCCAAGUUCUCUCUGGUUGGCAUCGCAGGUCAGGACCUGAACGCAGGGAAUCGAACCCUCACCCUCGCUCUGCUGUGGCAGCUCAUGAGGAGAUACACCCUGAACAUCCUGGAAGACCUGGGUGAUGGACAAAAAGUGACCGAUGACACCAUUGUGUCCUGGGUGAACGACACACUCAAACAGGCUGAAAAAGGCACCAUCUCCAGCUUUAAGGAUACGUCCAUCAGCAGCAGCAUGCCGGUUCUGGACCUGAUUGAUGCCAUCCAGCCUGGAUCGAUCAGAUAUGACCUGCUGAAGGCAGAGGACCUGACAGAGGAAGAAAAACUCAAUAAUGCGAAGUACGCCAUCUCCAUGGCCAGAAAGAUCGGAGCCCGGGUGUACGCGCUGCCGGAGGACCUGGUGGAAGUCAAACCGAAGAUGGUAAUGACUGUGUUCGCCUGCCUCAUGGCACGAGGCAUGAAGAGAGUCUAAAGGCCACCACGACCUCCCAUCAAUCACCCAAAACAAGCCGAUUAACAGGUUAAUAGUUGAGAAAAUGAGGGAAGCAGUAUUUUAUACAGAGAAUCAGCUGUACACGGUUUUCUAAACGCUGAUGCAGUUACAGUGAUGUCUGUUACUUUUCUCUUACAUAUACUUUUAUAAAAAUUGAAGCUUUAACCACAGACACAUCCUGGAGUUUAGUUCAACAAAAUGUUAGAGGCAGAAAUGGACAUUUCUGUCUAUAAUUUGACAGAUUAAACCAUCAAAAAAGUAGCUGUUAUUCACACAGCAACUGAUCAACAUCUGGUUUUAAUUUUCAGUCAUUUCAUUCAUUUUUAUUCAUUCUUCUGUCAAAGCCGACUGGAGGUCAACGUACAGACACAUUACAGUCUAUUAUUUGUUGCUGUAAUAACAUGUGACUUGUUCUGUCAGUGUCCAGCCCCAUGUCAGCUUUUUAAAGAUGAUCAAAUUCUAACUGUGGCUUUUUUAACUUGGGACAGCCGUUAUUCUUUACUAUUGUUUUUGCUGUAUUUUCCUUUAAAUAUGAAGCAUUCACCUGUUGCAGUAUUACAGGUUAAUCAUAAAGGAUUUCCUCAGUUUGUCUGUAAAGCUGAAAGUGUUCUCUUUACAUUUGUCUCUGCUACAGGUUGAGAAAUUCAGGUAAAAAUCACAUGACAAGAAAUAAACAUGUUUUUGUAUUAA
Molecule: messenger RNA, 3146 nt
Organism: Melanotaenia boesemani (Boeseman's rainbowfish)
Lineage: Eukaryota; Metazoa; Chordata; Actinopteri; Atheriniformes; Melanotaeniidae
Gene: lcp1
Product: lymphocyte cytosolic protein 1 (L-plastin)
Exons: 17
Coding region: 576-2435 (619 amino acids)
Biological process (GO): actin filament network formation; actin filament bundle assembly
Cellular component (GO): cytoplasm; actin filament bundle; actin filament
Molecular function (GO): actin filament binding; calcium ion binding
Source: RefSeq, a predicted model, not a curated record